Messenger RNA from Symbiodinium necroappetens, 1260 nucleotides. The record is from the annotation of a GenBank genome assembly. Lineage: Eukaryota; Dinophyceae; Suessiales; Symbiodiniaceae.
AUGUUAUCCGCCUGUUCACCACCCCCCGAAUCCACCGAGCAAGUACAGCCCCAGGCAACCACCGAUACAUCCGAAAGCCAGGACAACACCGUUGUAGGUCUUGUCAGCCAGGCGCAAGCAAUACAUGAUCGUGUGCUGGUAUUAGACGCGCAUGCCGAUAUCGUGCCGCCGGGUACCACUUCGCGAUACGGCGAUGCAGAUGGCUCAUCACAAGUGGCACCUAACAAGAUGGCAACGGGCGGCGUUGAUGCGGUUGUGCUCGCUGUUGCUGUGGGCUCCGGGCCGCGGACGCCUGCAGGGGAUGCCGAAGCGCGGGCCAUGGCGGAUGUGGAGCUGGCUGGUGUCAUGGCUAUUGCUGAUGCAGACGACCGGGUGGUUGUGGUGCGUUCCGCCGACGAGCUGGAGCAGGCGCACGCAAACGGCGAAAUAGCGUUACUGUUAGGCUUCCAGAAUGCGCGCAUCCUGCAGGGCAGCGUCGAUGCGGUAAACGAAUUUUAUGAUGCUGGCGUGCGUGUAUUUGCCCUGACGCACCUGGGCCACAAUGAUUUUGCCGACUCAUCCAGACCGGUUUACAUUGCUGAGAGUGGCGGCUAUGAACCUACCGAAGAACAUGGCGGUUUGUCGGCUCUUGGCAAGGCGGCCAUUGCUCGCAUCAAUGAACUUGGUGCUGUGGUAGACGUCUCCCAGUUGUCGAAACCCGCCACAUUACAGGCAAUAGAAUUAUCGCAGACACCGGUUAUUGCCAGCCAUUCGAAUGUCAGAGCACUGUCGGAUGUGGCAAGAAACUUAUCCGAUGAAGAAAUUGACCUGAUUGGCGCGACGGGGGGCGUAAUUCACAUUGCUGCAUUUACCGCCUAUUUAUUGGACAUAUCCGACCCACAGCUGAUUGAGAACAUCAAAGCCAUCCGGCGUGAGGCGGGUAUAGAUGAGAGGUAUUCCUAUCCUUAUGAACUCUAUUGGGAAAUUGACAAUCCCGAGGAACAAACCGCGUUUCUGACCGCUAUGCGAGACCUCCUGGGGCCAACAACAGUAAGCCGCAUGGUGGACCACAUUGAUUAUCUGGUGGAACGCAUCGGCAUCGACCAUGUCGGCAUCGGCAAUGACUUUAAUCAUGGCGGCGGUAUUGCGGAUUUCCGAAAUGCUGAAGACGCCCUGAAUAUGACCCUGGGUUUACUGGAGCGUGGCUAUUCCGCCGAAGAUAUUGAAAAGAUCUGGAGCGGAAAUUUUAUCCGGGUGAUGCGUGUUGCAGAAGCCAACUAG